This is a messenger RNA of Penaeus vannamei (Pacific white shrimp), 2743 nucleotides long. Its product is annotated as required for meiotic nuclear division protein 1 homolog. Lineage: Eukaryota; Metazoa; Arthropoda; Malacostraca; Decapoda; Penaeidae. The record is from RefSeq and is a predicted model, not a curated record. Gene Ontology annotation, biological process: positive regulation of mitochondrial translation.
UAAUUUUGCAGCUACAGAAUGCCUUUGAACACUCCUUAUCCAUAUAGAUAAUAAGUCCAAGGUUGAAGGAUAACGUGCCAUGAAUAAUUGUAACUGUAAGUCCAAGGAGAGCAGGAAGAUGGAAAGAUAAACCCAAUGACUGUGAUGCUGAGGGAAGCAUUGGAGGCGUGUAGUGAGCGUACUUUGAGGAGGCAGGCUUGUCCACUUGUGAAAUGGCGGGUAGAACAGUGACAAUUGGACGACAGCUCUUGUCAGAUGUAACUCCAAUUCAUCAAAGACUCAGACAUACUUGGACUAAUCUGCAGCAAAAUUACUAUCAUGGCAUUAGCAUGACUCUAGGUUCAGGGAGGGUGCUGUCAUCAGCAUUUGGAAAUAUAAGGAAUAACUGUGUGUUUGUGUCACAAUAUCAUGUAAGCUGCCACCAGGGAGGGAGAAGAGUUUCCAGUGACUUGGACUCAUUUGCCAAGAGAAGACCUUUUCUUAGUUCCCAGUUAUCACAAACUUUAGCUAAUAGUGUGGCUAAGAGGUAUAGGGGUAAUGGUGGAAUGCCACUUAGUCAAGGACCUAAUGUGCUGUUGACUCAAGGAGUUACUAGUAAUGUCACUUUAUUAAGUGGCACAUCACAGGCUACUAGAAACAUAACACAAGGGAGAAAUGACUUCUCUAGCAUUCACAAUCGAAUAUCCUCAUUACAAGCAAAGAAAAGAGUGCAGCGGAAGAAGAAGCAGGCUUCCACAGAAUCUGAUGAGGCUCAGGAGACAGUAGCAGGCUUUGCUCCCUUGGCACGGCACAAGUUCCUUACUUUUGAUCCUGACUUUUCUCUACCUGAAGUCCAAGUUCACAGACCGCCACCUCGAGAAUGGCAAGUCACCGCGUAUGCAACAGCAGAUGAAUAUGACUUAAACAAACUCCUAGAUGGCCUGACACAUCAAGGUCUCUACGUCUCAGCUGGCAUUAAUCCAGGUAACACCAAUAAUGAUAAGAUGAGUACGUCACCAGGAAUGCACUCUGACAGCCAUGCACACUUGUCGUCAAAGUCUGGGUCUCAUGCCUCAUCACAUUCUGUACCAGAUGCCAGUGAUGUCUUACACAUGGUCGCCACAUACAGAGUAGAAACAGAAAAUCGUGAGAUCUACUUUUUUCGAGAGGGUUCAGUCGUAUUCUGGAAUGUGCCAGAAAUAGAGCGAGACAAUGUCCUCCGUUUUUUGAAGAAAUAUGAGACAGGAAGAUAUGAUGAGGAAGCUGUGGAGGAGGAGUGCGAGAGCUUGACAUAUGCGUACAGCGAUUUACCGACCAAAACAAGAUUGGUGAAGGACAAAAUCAUUCUGAAUACUGAAGGACAGACAGAUUUAGAAAAGUAUACAUUCAGCAAUGCUAUGGCCAUGUCUGUGAAACUAGGAAUAUGGGAAUCCUCACUGGACAAGUAUAUAGAAAAGAUUGAAUAUGUAUCAGAAGAGCUGAGCAAAACUGGCCGUGUGGUGCUGACCCAAGACCAGGUCCUGCAGAAGAUGGGCCAGUUGUUUGCCCUGCGUCACCUCAUCAACCUCAGCUCAGAUCUCCUUGACACCCCCGACUUCUACUGGGACCAUGCCGAGUUGGAGCAGCUCUACCAGAAGACAGCCAACCACCUUAACAUUUCCAAGCGCACCUCGGUGAUGAAUGUGAAGCUAAGCCACUGCAUCGAGCUAAUGGAACUGCUGACGAGCCACUUGAAUGAGAAGCAUUCAGCGCGGCUAGAGUGGAUCAUCAUCAUCCUCAUCAUGGUCGAAGUUGGCUUUGAACUUUUGCAUUAUAUUGAACGUCUUCUUUAAAUAGCCAAGGGGUUACCUCCACUCUCAUAAGUAUAGUGUAUGCGUUGUUCUUGGUCUUGUAAUGCUAGCACAUAUACCUGUAAGUAUUUGUAUAUAUGAUUUUUUUUUUGUGUAUGUGUGUGUGUGUGUAAGUCUGUUUUCACUGAAGAUGCACAAAUUACCAGCUAGGAAAGAAUAUCUAGGAAACACUAAAGAGGUAUCAUUCCACAUAUUUGCAGCUUUUUGUAAUAAUUCCAUGUCCUGUUUUGUAUCUAGUGUAAAGUAUGUUAUAGCUACUCAAAGAAGAUGAUAAUUCACAUGUUAAACCUUUAUAUCUAAAGAACUGAAUGCAGUGAUAUAAGCUGGGAACAACAGAGUCAGAUUUUUGGUUCUCAUUCCAUUGUCUUUCAUGUUUUAGGGGAUUUUUUUUUUCUUAUCUCUGCUAUUAAACAGUGCAUUUCCAAAUAAAUUGCUUUAGGUAAUAGUGUCAAGGUCAAAUUUUUCAAUGAGUAUGUGGAUAUAGUGCAAGACAUGGGAAAAGGGCAUUUCAUGGGCUGUGGAUAUAAAGUGUAAAGAAUAUAGAUACAUUGAUAGUUUUCUUGAAUUGUAUAUAUAUGUAUGUACCAAAGUGACUGUAAAUAAAUAUGAUAAUUCUUUGUAUAUUCAUUUUUCACUAUAUGAAUUUGCUUGUGCAAGUCUGAUAUCUGACUGGUUCUGAUGAUCCAGAUAUGUCUAAUAUUAUUUGCUUAAUAUAUAAUUAAACUGAAAAAUUAAUGAAGAUAAAUAAGUAUUCAGGAUAGAGACUGUGUGAUGGGACUUGCUAUUUUAGGUUCUAGCUCAGAAAAUAUGGAAAAAAUAUAUAAGAAAGCUUUUUAUUUUCAGUAUACAAUGUACUAUUACAAGAUUAUGUGACACCACUUGAGAGUGUAAAUAAAAAUGAUUUAGAAAUUCAA